AUGAGGGCGCUCGGGCAGGCUGUCACUCCUGAUGGCUUGCUCAGUCUGGGGGAGUGGGGAGCUGUCAGCUGGAUAGAUGACUCGCACAUCUGCCUGAGCUCCUGCGCGGUCCGUUGCUACAACAACUCGGGCGCGGGCCCAGGGAAUGCGGGCCGGAGUCUGGAGAGGGCCGUCCGACGUGUCAAGCAAAUGUUAACGACGCCAAAGACCACAGUCGUAAAGGAUUCCACUCUCAGGGAACUUGGGAAGAGGAUGGGGCCGAGCGAUGACGGAGAUAUGCUCCCUAAGCGCCCAGUGACAAAUGUGUGGACUGGAACAAACACUGUCUCGGCUGGCUUCAGGCUGUACCUCUCCUUUUGGUUUUUAUAUUAG
Knipowitschia caucasica is the source of this 372-nucleotide messenger RNA. Lineage: Eukaryota; Metazoa; Chordata; Actinopteri; Gobiiformes; Gobiidae. The record is from the annotation of a GenBank genome assembly.